Molecule: messenger RNA, 1430 nt
Organism: Electrophorus electricus (electric eel)
Lineage: Eukaryota; Metazoa; Chordata; Actinopteri; Gymnotiformes; Gymnotidae
Gene: c1ql2
Product: complement component 1, q subcomponent-like 2
Molecular function (GO): protein binding
Source: RefSeq, a predicted model, not a curated record
CUGUGUGCGAUUUUUACAUUUCUGGGAAGAGUGACAUCUUCUGGGUCCGCUUGCGUUUUCCUGUGGUGCUUUUCAGCGCGGACCCAGCGUGUCACCAUUGCCUCCAAAAGCCACCCAGAUUUCUUGGCGCGAGCUUCUUGGGUGCUCCGCAGGAAGCGGGUCGUCGGCGCUGCGGUGGGCAUCGUCAUGCUGGUGACGCUGGUCAUCGCGAUUCCGCUGCUGGUCCAAACUGCCAAGAUCUCCGCGCACUACGAGAUGAUGGGCACCUGUCGCAUGAUUUGCGAUCCAUACAGUCCCAAACCGAGUGCGACGGCACUGGAGGUCAUUCAGGACCUUGGUGCUAUCCCGCCUCCACCAUUCUCGCGAGGGACUAAAGGGGAACCCGGGCGCCCGGGGAAACCUGGACCCCGCGGUCCGCCCGGCGAGCCGGGUCCUCCCGGUCCGAGAGGACCACCCGGUGACCGGGGGGACUCCGGGAAACCUGGAUUUACCGGACUUGCGUCAGGAACUGCCAGGACCGAGACGGGAGAAUUUGGGUCAGCAUUCGGAAGCAUCAAGAUUGCUUUUUAUGUAGGUCUCAAAAACCCUCACGAGGGCUACGAAGUUCUGCGGUUUGAUGAUGUGGUAACAAACUUGGGCAAUCACUACGAUCCUUCUACCGGCAAGUUCACAUGCCAGGUGUCUGGAAUCUACUUCUUUACGUAUCACGUGCUAAUGCGUGGAGGAGAUGGUACAAGCAUGUGGGCAGACCUCUGUAAAAACGGACAGGUGCGCGCGAGUGCCAUUGCCCAGGACGCCGACCAAAACUACGAUUACGCGAGCAACAGUGUGGUGCUACAUCUGGACUCAGGUGACGAGAUAUACGUGAAACUUGACGGCGGCAAGGCACACGGCGGCAACAACAAUAAAUACAGUACGUUUUCUGGUUUUAUUCUGUACCCGGACUGAGCGAUUUAAUCGAACACUAAUCGGCACAUUCCAGCAGACCGUCUUCCACGGUGACCCGCACGUUGUAGUCUUUCAUGUAUGUAUAUUUGUGGGAAUCGGGACUGAUCACUACCCGACACUGGCUCGGGCCAUAACGCCUAACCAGUGAGAAAUUAUGUUGUCUGAAUGUGCCAUUUUCUGUUUGACUAUGUGUUCUGUGUCAAACCUAAACAAAUUAUAUGUCAAAAAGAAUAAUUAGUAAGACUAAGUAAGAUUUAUUAGUGUAGACCUGUCUGAUAUAGAUUUUAUAAUUGGCUAGCUCAUGCAAUGUCUUGUCCUGUAACAAAACAUAUACUCAACUGUCAAUACUUAUUUAUGUACUUCAAUAAAUUAUGUUUUAUAUAACCAGGUCCUUUAUGUGUAUUUAAAUACAUUAUAUCCUCAGGUUCAUAAAAUAUUAUUUGAAACUCAAACGAGUUAAUGAAAAAGAGGCUGUGAACUGU